GAUGUUGAUAUUGAGAAAGGAGUGUCUCACACCAAACUGAGAACGAGUAUUACUGACGCAGUGCCUAUGAGAGAACUCUCACCACGGAUACGUCACCAUGACACAGAGCAGAACACUAUUGGAAAUUUUACCACGUAGAAUCUUUGUUCCCUCUGGUGAAAUGCAGAUUUUUUUCUUUUUGUACGCUUUAAAAGUAAGUCGUGGCUAAAGCGCGAACGAACUUAAAUGUAACUUGCGCGUUAAGAACACGACCUCAGUUGGACGAGUCAAUUACAACUCUUUGUUUGACAAUAAUUCACAAUUUAAAGCUUAAAUCUGUUUUAAAGAUGUUUUUUAAUACAAUAUUUGUUGAGAGCUAUUAGUGUACUAGUACACUCUGUUAUAUGCACCUUCGAUAAAUAAAGUUCAUUGAUUAAUUCAAAACUAAAAGAUCGAAGGCCAAAUGUUUCCUGUAUAGAACUGAAAUAGUUCAUUGAGUCGACCUAAUAAUGAAGGUUGAAAAAUUUAAACAGUUUAACAUACACUUUAAUAGGACGAAAGAAAAAAAUAAAUUAUACCUUUUCAUGGGUUAUCUUCAGAACAUAAAAAGUUGGAAGUUUGAAGUUAAGUCAUUUUCCAGUCGACUUUCCCAUGUUAAACAACUCUAACGUAAUUCUUGGGUCGACCCAAAUAAGAUAUGAAAACCGUCAACGAUUUAAACGUCGAUCUUUUCAUGUGACAUUUGAAGUUGUACAUACGACUACAAUACAAUUCAUAAAAGACACUCAUUAUCAAGACCUAAAAUGGAAAUGCCCCACUAUGAUAUGGAAAUGCCCCCCCGGGAGUUUCUGACACAAUAUCAAUAUUUUGUUACCAUAUUGUCAUAUUCAUCCGAAAGUUUCUCAUUCUGAAGGUUUCCCGCCACGAUUCUUUGAGUGCCUGCAAUUAAAAAAAGUUUCCUUGAAACAUCUGUCGGUGACAUGACAAGGUGCUAUUGAUAAAUGCUUUGCCUCAACUGGUUCGUAAAUAUUACUGCCUCCAAGAACCAACAGAACGUGCGGGUUGUCUCCUGCACUAAAAUGUCGUGCGAGUAUUUUCUUUUCUUUUUAAUCGUCUCACAGGUCAAAGUCACCUGUCCAUCGAAGGACCAAAUUACCUCAAAUGAUAGUUGUGCGAGGUUCGACUGGAAUGAAGAGUUUUUUCCCAAAAAUAAGCAAUCUAAGUGGAAUGAAACAGUAAAAAAGAUCAUACAUCAGUGCUUACGUUCAGUAGUGAGGAAAGAAGAUGGAGGUUGUAACGUUCCGCUUGUAAAAGUAACAUUUCCACUCUUUUCUUGCUCUUCAAAUGCUACACUCUUAGAAAGGGAGUUCUCUUCUGUAUUGGUCAUCAAAGAAGAAUCGUUUACCACCGGCCGACAAAUCGUUCACGCAUUUGCACAGAUAUGGGAACUUCUUGUUCUUUGCAUAAUAGCUGCCAUGCUGUCAGGAAUUGUCAUUUGGUUUUUGGUAGGUAUUCCGAAGUCUUUUUGUAUCCUUACAAAAGUUGAUCGUCUGAAUUACACGAAUGGCAAAGGUUGGUGUUAAAUCGACUCAACAAAAAUCGAGUAUUUCUUCAUGGGGAUAUUAAGGAUGAUUUUUUUUUCUGAUACUGACAAUGAUAAGUAUACCUUUCCGUCUGAAACUUUAUGAUUGCACUGACAGCGGUAUAAUAUUUCAGGGAGUUGAAAGCGAAAUUGUAAUCCACAUGAACAAAAGCUAAUCGAAUGGUUUUUACAUCAUUUUUAUUUUUUUUUAGUUUCUAUCUGAAUAUGUUAACUGUCUUUGCCUCAAACUAGAAAGUUUGAAGGAUGCGUCAUGUCACUGACAGUUGUUACGUCCAAGCUUUGUUCAAAGAUCUUCAUCUCCGAAAACAUUACGGAGGAAAAUUAAGAAAUGUAUCAGAAAAGUGGCAGCGACGAAAUUAAAGUCAAUUGAUGUGUAUGAAAAAAGUUAACUUUUACAAGCAAGUUUCCCAUUUCUCCAAACGACUGGUAUCAGUAAAGAGGAAUAACAACUUAGAUGAUCUAAACGAAGCAAAGAGAAAACAAAAAUUGCUUCAUACAUUUAAGUUAACAUUGGUGAAAAACUCAACAUUUUCAUGAGUUAAUCAUCAUAUCUUAUACAAAUUCUUUACGGCACCUGUCGCCUCACUUUAAAAACAGUUUUGGAACACAGACCAAAAUUGACGACAUUAUCAACAGAAUAUCGACAUAUUUAUAUUCAAACCUCGUGUAAUGCAUAAAAUUUCUGCGGAGAUUUCAUCGGCUCACCGGAGGUUGUUCAUACUCUGUACUGUAUUAUUUACAUGCGUUGCUCACUUAUUUCUCAGUUUCAUCAAUUUGAAACAGGAAUUUUUUCAGUUCGUAAAAGAAAACUUACAUAAUUAUCGCGUGUCCUUUGAGAGCGUAUUUCGAUCUUUGUCGCCACCCGCGCAUGACAGUUAUCACUGCUCUUUAGUUUCAACAACAAUUAACCUUUUUACAGGAUCACAGAGCAAAUUCAGGUCAUUUUCCAGACUCGUUUUGGAGAGGUGUUCAAGACGGAUUGUGGUGGGCAGUGGUUACCAUGACAACAGUCGGGUAAGAGACUGCAAACUUUAAUUUUACAUGAUACUCUCUCUUACCAUACAAUGUAGCCGACUUAUGAUGACAACAUUUCGUAAUCAACAAGUUGAUUGUUACAUGUACAGGUGUGUGAGCUCGAGAUUUCUUUAAUGUGAUGGUUGAUGAUGGCGAGGCCCGAGUAAACUAUCACGGAUUGAAAUUGAGAGUGCAUAGUCUAGUUAUUUUAGUAUCAAGUAUUAUUUUUCAUAUACAUUAUAUGAAAAAUAAUACUGUUUGUAUUUUUUUUAUCACUGACAUGGUAGCUAUGGUGACAAAGCUCCUAAAUCAUCGCUGGCUCGGAUGUAUGCUUCACUGUGGAUGAUCAUCGGAAUGUUGUUGAUGUCAACCAUUACAGCCCAAAUCUCCUCGUCCAUUACUGCUGAUGGACUUCGUCCCCUUAAUGAUAUGUUUGGAUCUAAGGUAUGAAACAGCGUUUGAUAAUUUUUGUCAUGACAUUUAAAUUUCGUGCGCUAUGAGAGAUGCUGGAAUAUCAUUCUCUAACGAAAGAAAAUUCAUGGCCUAUAGCAAUCGACUUCCAUACGUCUGUGAUGUCGUCCUCAGACUGGCAAAGAAAAUUUGUAGAACAUUUUACAUUCCAUUUUACGAUCGAUAUAAUUCGCCAUUAUGGCUGUUGUUGUUCUUUCAAGUCUAAUUGUCAUUAUUAUCACUAUUCGUUUUCCUAGUUAGUUUGUUAUCAACUCUUUUGUGUUUCUCCAUCUUGUCUAACCGACUUGAAAUAUAGAGGUGAAACUCUUAAACUUCUUCUUCAUCCCCCCUCCGGGCUCUCAACCCCUGAUAGUAUAUUUACCGAUACUCAAUAGUGCAUAUCACAUCAGUCUUUGAACCUUGGUUAGAAACACCAAGCGCUAGGAAAGUGAUGUUAUGAAUUAGUCUCGUAACCAGACCUUUCACAACCAACAUACAUUUCAGUUAAAUUACACAGUAGGAUCUGGUUACGAGAUUAGCUAUGAGUAAUAGUUGCGUAUUGACGGAAUUCGUCACAGGUUGGUAUUCCCUUGGGAAGUAGAAAACUCUUUGAGAAAUACAACCAUGGAACCAACGUCACAGGUGCGUUGACUUCAAAUCUCCAUUUUUUUUCUUGUGUUUCUUUGUUUAUGUUGUUAUUGUUGCCGUUUUUGGAUUGGCCUAGUGGCACUCCACUGCUGCUUAAUACAGUAAGAAUCUCCUUUACCACCUCCCUUUAAGCGCUGCUUAUUGCAUUGCGUAAGCUUAGCGAACAGCUCAUUAAAGGUCUCUUAAUAAUGAUCAUUCCUAGGUCAAUCCUUGGAUCAGGUACUUUAAGUCUGUGAGAUUCAUUUUAUUUUGAGAUGCGUCCUUAGCUAUUUCUCUCAAUCACAAAAUUAUAGCAACAAACAAUGUAGAUCAGAAACCUUAAGUCCUACAAACGAUUUGAGAAGUACUGAAUCAGACGGAACCCAAGCAAAGCAGACACCAAGGAUAUUAAUUUUACCCCCAAGGGGAGGGACAAAUGUAGCUUCUUCUUCUUUAUCCAUAAGGGGUGGGAGGGAUGGGGGGUUGCAAACAUCGUUGUACAUAUGCUGGAGGGAUUCGCCGGGUCAUCCCCGCUAACGGGAUGGCACGUGAUAAGAGGACUGGUACUAGCAAUUAUCAGAUGUAAGGUAAUUUAAUGAUAAGGGUAUGUUUUAUAUCAACAAAAAUACUUCUUUCAUUCCGACUGAUUUCAAAACAGAAUAUCCCACAGAACGCGAACUCCUAAACGGCUUGAUGGAUGGUAGCGUGGAUAAAAUAUGGCUGUUCGACUGUGGUACCAAGGAAAUGAAAAAGCAAUUUUCUCGUUUGACGAUAGUCGACGAAUCGAUAGAAUAUUUGAGCGUCAGGGUGGGUUUUGCGGCAAAAAAGGGAUACGAAGAUAUUGAAAAUUGUUUACAAGGGCGAGCUGAGGCAUGGACGUACGGAGAAAGGGCAACAGAACAGAUGGAUGAUUACGGCUAUGACUAUGAAGACGAGGAUUGGCAGGUUUGUAAACAACUGAAAUACGCUAAGUAUUUUAUGCUUCGAUCGUGGUGAUAGGCUAAAAUUGCUUGGCGUAUCCAUUGUUGCGAGGAUGAAGAUUCUUGUAAAUCGUCAUGGUUGACUUGAUUACGGAAUCUCAUUUCUAGGAUGUCACAUUUCCGGGUGAUUAAAUUCACCUGCGGUCGAGUGGUCUUCCCAUUGCCCUGCGAUUUUCUAUGUUCAUCAACACAGGCCGCCAAUAAAGUUAGCCCAUCAUGUAACCCGUAUUUAUUGUAAAAAGGGGAUGACUGCAUCAGGUACUCUUGAUAUGUUCGGCGUUAGAAUCCAAGCCGACCGAGUAAGAGGGUUCCAUCCCAGGCCGGUUUAUUUACUGCGAAUUUUCGAUUUGUAACAAUCAAUUUUCAGGUAGAAAGGGAGACUUAACGAAUUCAGAAUAAUAAACUUCUGUCAACUGAAAUUGAGUUCACGUUGAGAUGCCAUACUCAUAGCUGCAUCUCGCUGUGAAGAAGUAUAAUAUAAAUUAUGUUAGACGUAGAAAUUCUGAAGAUCGAUAAUUCAGAUACCUUUGUGUAUUUUUUUCUUCUCAGUUUUCCUGUUUUGAAAAGUACAGCCAUGGAAAAUACCGAUAUGAUAUGAAGCAAAGGUCAUCCAAGGACGGAGUGGAACCCUUCCACUACAUUUUACUGGCCUUUGCUGGUAUUCUUGUCACCUUCCUGUUGAUUGGUUCCCUGAGGAAUACUUGCAUAAAGAAGAGAACGACACCAGAUGGUCUGUAUCUUAUCCACUUUAUUUUUGCAUUUUAUUUUCUUCUAAUAGAGAUUUUUCCAUAAAAAUACGAAUACAUAUCAAGAGAUGUUCAAGUAAGGAGCCUCAAUUUUUCAUAUAAAGCGUAUUUCAAAAAUAAUCCAUCUAUAGCAAUUGUUAUAAAAGAGGUAGCUGGUUUCUCCUGGACAAGAAAUGACAGGUCAAAGAAGAAUGCUGAUUGUAUAAAGUUUUCGCUUUCAGUUUAGUGAUGGCUUGCGAACAUGCGAAAAAUUUUCCCAAGUACAACGGAAUUUGCUACUUACUUAACUGACCUCCUCUGUUGUUGUUGUCGUUUUUGUUGAAUCAGUGGUACUUGUUACCAUCAUGUCACUUUUGUUCUAUAUUCACCCAAAUGACGGUACGGUUGCCAGAACCCCUUCAUAUCCUCCCCAUUCUUCUCCAGGCCACUAUCUCAUGGGCCAAAAUUUACCAUUAAGGGAAUACACUGGCCAGCAACACCUGCGGCCGCGUCACAUCGAAAACUUGCCGAAUUAAAACACCGUUUCCCAAGGAGAACUAACAAAUUGAUGUUAUGUUUGUAUUUCAGACGUUGAUAUCGAAAAAGGAGUGUUUAACCCCAAACUAAGGGCGAGUGUCACUUGCGCAGUGCGCAUGAAGGAACUCUCGACACCAUCGGUUAACUAUUACUUAGAGAAGUACAUUCCUGAUAAUACAACGCAUUAA
Messenger RNA from Pocillopora meandrina, 6103 nucleotides. Lineage: Eukaryota; Metazoa; Cnidaria; Anthozoa; Scleractinia; Pocilloporidae. The record is from the annotation of a GenBank genome assembly.